Molecule: messenger RNA, 6451 nt
Organism: Myripristis murdjan (pinecone soldierfish)
Lineage: Eukaryota; Metazoa; Chordata; Actinopteri; Holocentriformes; Holocentridae
Gene: pde2a
Product: phosphodiesterase 2A
Exons: 31
Coding region: 65-2932 (955 amino acids)
Biological process (GO): signal transduction
Molecular function (GO): protein binding; 3',5'-cyclic-nucleotide phosphodiesterase activity
Source: RefSeq, a predicted model, not a curated record
CCCAGACUGACAGAUUGACUGCAGCUGUUUGGUUUUACCUGGGAGGCGCGAGGCAGGAUGCGCGAUGGGACAAGCGUGCGGACACGCGCUCCUAUGUCGUAGCCAGCCGCCGUCCUCCGAGAUACGCGGUCAGCAAGUGUUUCUGCGUCCCGACGAGAGUUCAGCUCCAGCCCUGACCACCAGACUGUCCACUGCCCUGUCCGAACAGCUGCAGGAUGCUUUGCUGCGGCUGGCGGCGGUUGUCGAUGCUCGCUCGCUGCGAGUUGCCCUUCGAGACAGCAUACAGGAGCUGCUACCCAGCGCGGAAUGUGUGUGUGUCUACAUUCUGGAGGGAGACUCAAGGCUGCUGUCUGACGACCCGCCACACGAACUGCCACAGGAGGGAAAGAUCAGGGAUAUUGUGGACCAGUUGAAGCGUUGUCAGUGUGCCGGCCUUCCUUCCUCCGAGCUGCCAGAAAACUACAGAAUCUGCCUCGCCACACCCCUACCAGCACACAGACGAGCUCUUGUCAUUCCUAUCUUGGACCAAGAACAGGACAAGGCCAUCUCUGUCUUACUGGUGGGCUGUAAACCACUGUCUGAUCAGGAUGAACUGCAUCUCAACGUGCUGGAGAAACAUGCCUCAGUGGCAUGUGUGCGUGUCCAGGCUGUUCAAGCAUCCUACCAGAGGCCUCCCCUUAGCCCCUCCCCCCUACAAUCCCACAAUGCACUGCUUAACCUCAACGUCUCAGACCAGGACUACUGCGAGUUGGACCGCAACAUCCUACAGCUCUGUGGUGAGCUCUAUGACCUUGAUGCAGCCUCUCUCCAGCUCAAAGUCAUCAAUUAUUUGCAGCAGCAAACCCACUCACAGUGUUGUUGUCUCCUGUUGGUGUCUGAAGACAACCACCAGCUCUUCUGCCAGGUCGUCGGGGACAAAGUCCUGGAGGAGGAGAUCAGCUUCCCGCUCAUGUUUGGACGUUUUGGUCAAGUUGUUGAAAAGAAGAAGUCAAUCACUCUUCAGGACAUCAGUGCAGAGGAGCGCAGGCAGCUGUCCAGCAUGCUGGGCUGUGAGAUCUCCUCCAUGCUGUGUGUCCCAGUGGUCAGCAGGGCCACCGGCCAGGUGGUGGCGCUAGCCUGCGCCUUCAACAAGCAGGGCGGGAAGAGACACACAGAGGCAGAUGAGCAUGCCAUUCAGCACUGUUUCUGUUAUACUUCCACGGUCCUGACAUCAACUUUGGCCUUCCAGAAAGAACAGAAGCUCAAAGUGGAGUGCCAGGCGCUCUUACAAGUGGCCAAGAAUCUCUUCACACACUUGGAUGAUGUGUCAGUGCUGUUGCAGGAAAUUAUAGUGGAGGCCCGGAACCUCAGUGAUGCAGAGAUCUGUUCUGUGUUCCUGCUGGACCGUGUCAGCCAUGAGUUGGUGGCAAAAGUGUUUGAUGGGGGCGUGGUUAGUGAUGAGGAGAAGGAGUUCCGUAUCCCAGCAGACCAGGGUAUUGCGGGCCACGUGGCGACCACUGGGCAGAUCCUCAACAUUAAGGACGCCUACUCCCAUCCUCUCUUCUACCGAGGAGUAGACGACAGCACCGGCUUCAAGACUCGCAACAUCCUCUGCUUCCCCAUUAAAGAUGAGAACAACGAGGUGAUUGGAGUGGCUGAGCUGGUCAAUAAAACCAAUGGGCCGUGGUUCAACCGCUUCGAUGAGGACCUAGCCACAGCCUUCUCCAUCUACUGCGGCAUCAGCAUCGCCCACUCUCUGCUCUACAAGAGGGUCCAUGAAGCUCAGUUCAGAUCCCACCUGGCCAAUGAAAUGAUGAUGUACCAUAUGAAGGUUUCCGAAGAGGAGGUGUCCAAAUUGCUGGUGCCAGGGGUUGGACCGGUGAUGGACAUCCACCCCUGCUUUGCUGAGUUCACAUACACACCGCGCUCCCUGCCUGACGACACCACACCCCUGGGGAUCCUCAGCAUGUUCGAAGAUAUGGGUUUCAUCAACACAUACAAGAUCGACAUGCACACUCUUGCCAGGUUCUGUCUGAUGGUAAAGAAAGGCUACAGGGACCCUCCCUACCACAACUGGAUGCACGCCUUUUCUGUCUCACACUUCUGCUAUCUGCUCUACAAAAACCUAGGGCUGUCAAACUACCUCGAGGAUAUAGAGAUUCUUGCCCUCUUCGUCUCCUGUAUGUGCCAUGACCUGGACCACCGCGGCACCAACAAUUCUUUCCAGGUCGCCUCGCAAUCUGUGCUGGCUGCUCUCUACAGCUCAGAGGGAUCUGUGAUGGAGAGACAUCACUUUGCCCAGGCCAUCGCCAUUUUGAACACCCAUGGGUGCAACAUCUUUGAGAAGUUCUCCAGGAAGGACUAUCAGCGCAUGUUGGAUUUGAUAAGAGACAUCAUCCUGGCUACAGACCUUGCUCACCACCUUCGCAUUUUCAAGGACCUUCAGAAGAUGGCUGAUGAUGGAUACAAUGCAAAGAGUCGGACCCACCGCUCCAUGCUGUUGUGUCUGUUGAUGACAUCGUGUGACCUGUCAGACCAGACCAAGGGCUGGAAGACAACACGCAAGAUCGCUGAGCUGAUAUAUAAAGAGUUCUUCUCUCAAGGUGAUCUGGAGAAAGCCAUGGGGAACAGGCCCAGUGAGAUGAUGGACAGAGAGAAAGCCUACAUCCCUGAACUACAGAUCAGCUUCAUGGAGCAUAUCGCUAUGCCCAUUUACAAGCUGCUGUCUGAACUGUUUCCCGGGGCCACUGAGCUGUAUGAGAGAGUGGCAGCCAAUCGUGAGCAGUGGACCAAAGUGUCCCACAAAUUCACCAUCCGGGGGUUGCCAAGCAACAAUAGCCUAGACUUCCUGGACCAGGAAUACGAGCUGCUGCAGUCCCAGGGUGCCUUCGGGAGCGACGACCUCUGCCUCAACGGUUGCCUUGAUGACGGGGAAGGAGGAAGGGGUCAGUGACAACAGCGGCCCAGUGACAGUCCUUGAAGUUUACUCUGGUCUAAUGAGACGCUGAGGAUACCUUUUCAGCGACCUCAGAGGGACGGGUCUCUCUGACUGCUGUCAAUCACUUAGAUGUUUAGCAGGCCACGCAGAACAGACAGAACAAGGAUCCAGACAAGUUGAAUCAGACGAGUGAUUUGCAGGAGCAGAUCCAUCUGAGCUGAUUCAAUAAAGACGACUCCUGAUUAGAUGCUACAUGUUGCUUUGUCUUGAAUUCAGGAAAGCAGAGGGUAGUGACUUAAUCGUUUUCAGCAGCUACACUGGAAAAAAAAAAUCACCAUUUUUACCACAAGUUCAUUCAUACAGUUCUAAUACUGAUUUGGAUUGUAAAAACACAUGUGCUCACAUGCAUUUGUACAUGCUCAUGCUUGUGUAUAGAAAUACACACACACACACACACACACAAUAGGAAAAACUAUUCAUUGUUAUGGAAAAAAAGACUACUUCAACAUGUAACAGUGAUAUAAAGUGUAAAAUGUUUCAUAACAACUUACAUUGAUUUAAAUGGCUAAGCUUUGUACAUGCUCACACACAAGCAGCCACCACAGUCCCUGUCCUGAUGCUUAUGAAUGCAUGCUGUAUGGGCACCUCAUGUAUUAUUCCUUUAAUCUGGGUCAAUGUUUAUUUCUCCAUUGCUUAAACAUUAAUGCAGUCCAUUUUUAUAUCAUAAGAAAAGUCUUUUGUAUUCAGCUCUUCAUAGUAUAAUUAAUUAAUUCAUGACCACAAAGUUGUACAGGGGAAAGUUUUUCCAUUUGCUUUAAAUGACAUUUUAACUUUCACAUGUAUUGUUUCUCAUAUAUGGAUUUGGGGGACAAUUUGACAAUCACUGAUCAAUGUUUCAAGCCCUAUAGCCACAGCACCCUACGCCAUGCAUAAAUUACUGUAAACACACAAAAACGCACUCAGUACACAUACUAAUUUUCACCUCAGCACAUCCACACCUCAAACAAUGGCUGCCCAUGGAUGAAAACCCACCCAAAAUGUUUCCCUCUCUACCCUGCACCCUUUUUCUCACUCCCAUUUUCUCUUGCUUUCUCUAUUGAUUUCCCAGUUCAACCACUUUAGACAGAGCAACCGAAGCCCUUUAAAAGAUCCAUCUCAUCUGUGAGUGUAAAUGUGCCAGAGUAGAACGUGUCACAUGGGUGUGUCAUCGACUGUCAUAUGGAUCUGCCUUAUUGCGCAUCUUUGCUGCCUUUCUUAGAGCUUUUAAUAUAUGAAAAUUGAAAUAAAGAGUCUGUUUAGUAUGUAUGUUGUAUAUUUGUUAUAGACAUAUAGUUUAGUUAUCGGUGUGUUGACUGAAUGAUCACCAUGCUCAGAAGAUGUAUAUUUGUGAAAUAUUAUACCUGUGUGAAGACCUCAGAAGUCAUCUUUCACACCUUUCUAUCCUGUAAUCUAAAGCUUAAAAAAAAAUCAGUCUGCACAACUGUCAUUUGACAGGGACAGACUUGACAGCCAACCUUUUUUUUUCAGUUCUCAAUGCAUCUGAAAAUUAAUAAAAGAUUUACAGUACCAGUGUGACCAUCAUAGAAGUCACUGUUUUUCCUGAAAGUGUUGCAACAACAGUGUGCCGUUUUUGCCAUGCUGCUUCACCGUUGCCUCCACAAGGCAUUGCUUGGAAAAUUAGGAUUAUGUUCACUUUGUUCAGCCCUCAGUUAGUGCCUCACAUAGUUUGUAAACCAGACAUUUCAGGGCCAUGGAUUUUGUGUUACGAUACAUAACAUUCAGUUUUACCUUGUAUGAUUUGAGAGGAAAAUGCUGCAGUGUUAAGAAUAAAUGGAUGAUGGGAGACUUCUAUAAUGGACACCGCUGUACUGUGUGUGAGAUGUAUGUGGAGGAGUUAGAGGGUGAAUGAGUGGAUGGAUGUGUAGGUAUGGAGAAAAAAAGAGAGAGAGAAAGAGAGAGAGAGAGAGGAGGGACAACCCACGUGUUUCUUGUAACAGGAGGUGGUUUAUGGGGUAAGUAGUAAGAAGAGAAACAUCAAGUCCUACCAGUUCUUUUAGAGCCAGGAAAGACACAGACACGGGUUCUACCAAAAUGUACUGAACCAUUACCAUUAUGUCCCCUUCCGACACAGCCCACAUAAUGCUAGUGAAGGCAGAGGAAAUAAACACUGUUUCAGUCGUGGGAUCUUGCCAUAUAUGUUUUUGUUAAUGUCUCAUGAGAGGCAUAAAGUAGCCAGGUCAGUCGGUUAGCAAAGUGGAUUAUUGUAUUUAUUACAUGGCCUGGGAUGUGCAUCAGCAGGAAUUGAUGAAAGUGUCUAUGAAUGCAUCUGCCUCAGUCUGCUACAUGGACUGCAUAUUUUUACGGUAACAUUUCUACAUUUUAAAGGGCAUACAGGUGUCUGUGUGGAGGAGCCUUUCACUCUCGCUCUCUCUCUCUCUCUAGAGGUGUCUCUUACCCCCGGUUUUCCUCUUUGCUGUUAUUUUCUCUACCAUACAAUUUCAGACCUGCCUUUUUCAUGUGCAAUAUGAAGUGUCUGCUUCUGUGACGAUGCAUAGACUGCUAUGUAAAUACCUAUGCCUGUCUGUCGUUAAGUUAUUACUUUAGGUCUGGUUUCCCAGAAGCAUGUAAGUGUCAGAUUGUGUUAGUUUCAUUGAAAAACUCAAUGGACUAUGACAAUUUUAGUUCUAAAAUGCUUUUGAGAGUCUAGGCCUAGGGACAAUUUUCUGUACUGACUAUAUUUCUUUCCCUUUAUGUUUGGUUGUUUGUUUGUUUGUUUGUUUGUUUGUUUGAGCGAGUCAGGGCUCUAUGUGCCAAUCAAAUGAUUUCUAUCUCCUGGCCAAGCUGCAAAAUGAAAAACAGGCAUAUUUUCAAAAUGUAUUCUAUUUUUUUCCUUCACUGCCUAACAGUGGAGUUAAGCGGUUUCGGGUUGAGGUGAGGGAAGGCUUAUACUAAAUUAUGACCAUUUCUGAAAUUGCUGCUUGUCCAGGAAGAAACCAAAGUCUAUUUCCCACCAUCACAGAAUGGCAGGAUUCAAACAUUUGAUGUAACGCCAUUGUAAUGAUCACCUGUGACAUAAUUGUUAAAAGUGGCAAAUAUAUAAUUGCUGUAAAUAUCAAAGUUUUGGGAAAAAAGUGUUACUUGAUUGUCUGUCAUUAUUACAAUGGGAAGUAUUUCAGUUCUUUAAUGUAUUUGAAGUGGUUGCAUCCUAUGUUGUCUUGUUUUUUCAUGCCGUUUUUGAACAACCCCAAACUUAGACUUUUAGACGGAGGGGAUGAAACAAUGUGUGUAUUUACGAUAUACAUAUGAUAUUCUGUCACAAAUAAAAACCCAAACCAAUCUGAAAUGUAUAAGUGAUGCUUAUCCUGAGAACUAAAAACGAACCAUCUGUUAAUUAUUUGAUUUUGUUAGGUUUUGAGUGGUGAUGGUCUUGGUCCUCUCCAGAUAUACAGUAAUGAACAAGGGCAUUUUGGAAAGUAAAAAGGAUGAAAAUUUUCUUUCUUUCUUUCUUUCUUGGAAUAAAUCUGGUGAAACACU